Nasonia vitripennis (jewel wasp) is the source of this 3370-nucleotide messenger RNA. RefSeq names its product sialin-like. Gene Ontology annotation, molecular function: transmembrane transporter activity. NCBI's taxonomy places the organism in Eukaryota, Metazoa, Arthropoda, Insecta, Hymenoptera, Pteromalidae. The record is from RefSeq and is a predicted model, not a curated record. Gene Ontology annotation, biological process: transmembrane transport; monoatomic anion transport. The transcript is spliced from 4 exons. Gene Ontology annotation, cellular component: membrane. The coding region runs from base 925 to 2454 and encodes 509 amino acids.
AUAACGUUCACUAAUGAGUAAUUGAAGAUUCCAAUUAUAGUAUGUACGCAACCGAUGCGCACAUGAUUAUCGCAACUUUUGUCAACAGAUUUUUACAUAAAAUUUUAAAAGUCUUACACGAAACCGCGUAUAAUAGACUCUUUGCGCAGCCGAUUUACAUGUCAGCAAGUUUCAAAUAUACGUGCGCAACGGCAUGACGACCAAUAAUCUUUUUAUUUUAUUAUUAAUAAAUUGUCCGCACUCAGUGGACGCGAGGAAAAAGUCCUUGUCACCAACCGCGCUUAUGCACAAGGGCUGAACCCAUAAAGUCGCAUCGUCAGCAGCCGAGAUAGCGCAAAAUAACACAAGGGCAAAGGAAAACUUUGCAAAUCUCGACCGAGAUAAAGCUUGUGCAUCAUUGUCCCUCUUCGACGACCGUCUUUUCCACACUCGGGAAAGAUAUGCAACCGCAGGGAACGAGAGGAGUGGUAGGGAGCCGCCUUGAAAUUUAUGCCCCUCAGUGACUCGCUCGAUUUUCACAAUUGUUAUGACGCUGCUGUUUUCAGUCUCUCUCUCUCUCUCCCUCUCUCUCUCUCUCUCUCUCUCUCUCUCUCUCGCCGUGAUUACAUUGUCUCGAUUGAUUUUCCACACUCGGUAUAGGUAGGCAGUAGAUAAUAAAAUGUAUAACCUUUCUCAUCGGCGAGCACGGGAGUGCGCGCCAUCGGUCGUUUACACAGACACUUGAUGCUCGCGUGUCUCGAGAGACGCACCUUAGAGUUGACGAGACAGCGGCGGGACAAGCAUGCAAGGAUCGAGCUUCCACGCGCGCUGAUAUCCUGCGCAAACGAACGGGGUUGUUCAAAGGACAGAUUGUUUUUGCUUCGAAUUGUAAUCGCGGCAGCUGUGAUUUUUCAAGGAUAAGGACGUCGAUGCGAAGCUUGCAGUAUGUCGUCGAUGAAAUAUUGUUGCUCGCGGUUAUCCCAAAAAUGGGUCCUCGCGACGAUGAGCUUCUUCUCGGUGUUCUGUGCAUUCUCGAUGCGCAUGUGUCUGCCGCUGACGAUCCCGAAAAUGGUAAAACACGCCAAGCAUAUAUCAAGGUCGAUACUGCAAGCCGACGACACCUGUCCCGGUCCCACUUAUAAUGCGACUCUUCAGCAUCACGAGAUGCGCAACACCACCGGCACUUACGACUGGAGCGAGUACACGCAGGGCAUAAUCCUGGGCUCGUUCUACUGGGGCUACGUUCUGAGCCACGUGCCCGGCGGCAUAAUAGCCGAGCGAUUCGGCGGCAAGCACGCCCUCGGGGUGGGUAUCUUCACCACGGCUCUCUUCACCCUCCUCACCCCGUGGGCCAUCGACUGGGGCGGCGCGACAGCCCUGAUCUUCCUGCGCGUGGUCAUGGGUCUCUGCGAGGGCGUAACUCAGCCGGCGGUCUCGGCGUUGCUAUCCCAGUGGAUACCAGCUGAAGAACGUUCCAAGAUCUCGUCGUUCGUGUUCAUGGGCGCGACCGUCGGCAUACUGGCCACGUCCCUUGGCCUCAGCCCCAUCAUGGAGCACCUGGGCUGGCCCGGCUUCUACUACAUCUUCGGUGGACUCGGGGUCGUCUGGUACGUUCUCUGGUGCGUCCUCUGCUACAGCAGUCCCAGGGACCAUCCCUUCAUCUCCAAGGAGGAGGCCAAGAUGCUGAACGAGAAGCUGAGCCAGCACACCCACGCUGACCCGCCGCCGGUGCCCUGGAGGCAUCUGCUCACCUCGGCUCCGUUCUGGGCUCUGGUGAUCGUCACCAUCGGUCGCGACUGGAACGGAUACACCAUGAUGGCCGACAUGCCGAAAUUCCUCAUCAGUGUGCUCAAGUUCUCGGAAAGCGAGGUCGGUCUGCUGUUCUUGUCGAUGAACAUAUCGAUGCUGAUAUCGUGCAGCCUCUUCUCCUGGAUGUCCGACUGGCUCAUCGAGAAGAAUUACAUGUCCAUCACGAACGUGCGGAAACUCAUGGCGAGCAUAAGCUUGACCGUUCACGGAGUCUUCGGUGUGGUCUCGGUUUACGUCGGCUGCAACAAGUUCCAGUACUUCGCGGUGUCGUUCGUGUCAACCUUCACCUCGGGGGCUGGUUUUCCCGGUGUCAAAGCGAACGUCCUCGACCUCAGCCCGAACUACGCCGGUACCGUGAUGGCGGUUAGCCAUGGACUCGCAGGUCUGUGUGGUUUCGGUGGUCCAUACAUGGUGGGGAUUCUGGUACCGAAUCAAACGUUGACCGAGUGGAUACUCGUGUUCUGGAUCAUCUUCACUGUGACCGUAGUCACGAACGUCGUCUUCGUACUGUUCGGCAGUGGCGAAGUUCAGGAAUGGAACGACCCUAACUUCGAGAGAAGCAAGAAGAAGAGCAAGAUGAUCGAGAUGAAGGAGGUUGAGAAACUAUUGACCGUUAAGAAAGUUCAACUCGCUGUGGCGAUUGACGAGGGAAUCAAUCCGUGUUGAACGUUCAUUCCCGAAAAUCAUGAAAUUGAUUCGAGAAAUAGGCUUGAACAGCUAUAGGGUAUUACAGCUGAUUCCAAUUUGUAGGCGACGAUGAUGAAAGAUAGCGCGAGUUGGAACUGCUAUAAGGAAAUAAUAUAAGGAAGCCGAAAGUUCCACUAGCUCAAAAAUCGACGAUAAAUAAUGAAUCGCGAUAUGCUUCAUUCGAUGUUAAUACAAAUGAUUGACUGGCGUUUUUAAUUGAGAUAUUUCAAAAUUAUUUUUCUCACGUGUGUAUUAAAUUUAUUUAUAGUCUUCUCAACGAUACAGAUCUAUUACGUUUUUUUAUAAAGCUAAAUAUAUAUAUGGGACUAUUUUAUUAAAAUGCUGAAUCAUCGGACGGGCACUUCUGUAUUUGAAUAAUAAUGUCACCAAUUUGCAACCGUGGAUGCUUACUAACAACUAAGCAUUUUAGUACAAUACUCCCAGCCAUACAUAUAGUUGUACGUGAUAAUAUAUACUUAACAUAUCGAUCAUACUUAUUGAGGAAUGGAAGACAAUGUGAUUACAGUAUCGAUUUUUACCAGCGAAAUGUUUGCUCCAUCGAUAUGCAAAUUCAUCUUUGCUGACAUUUUAUAUAAUUUUUUACAUGUGCGAAAUGCGGUAUUGUCUUAAUUUGGCUGUAGGUAAUCGAAAUGCGCUCGAAUUUUUUAAAAGAAGAAAAAGACAAAUCAUAUCGUACGUCUUAAAUAUUAAUUGUACAUAUUUGUAAACACUGAAAUUUUAACAUACGUAAACAUAAAACUCUCAGUGUACAUCAUCCAUAAAUAAUAAUAACUAGAAAAAUACGCACCUAUGUGUACACUAAAGCUAAGAAAAAUACUCAAUGUAAUUAUCAUAACAAAAAUAAUAAUAAUGAUAAUAACAAUAAUUGAACCAA